CGUACAUACACUCACCUGUCAAACCUGUCCUGUACCUAAAAGGGCAGGCUACUCAUGUUUCCCAUUGCGGUGAAAGAGGAUGAGACCUGAUAGACACCUGAAUCUCAUAUCGUCCUCUCCAUUCCUCACAGUCUCACUGGCCGCCAGGAACUCUACGUUUUGCUUGGAAGCCCUGGUAAUGCCCGUAUCCGUCAAGCCUCUCGUCAAACCCCUGCUUCUCGGCGUUUACAGGCGAUAUUCAGUUGGAGUUCAACGCCCAAAAUUUCCGGGUGUCGCGGAGACGUCUGAGAGACAAGGGGAAAUGUACGGGUCUGUGAUGAAUCCGUCAGAGCAAAAUGGGCCAAGAUAAUCAGGAACUCAAAAGUCGGCGGCCGCGCGUUGCAUUCGAUUUAUUAUUACGGACCUAGCUAUUGGGUUUCAUUGACUACCUAAACAAGGUACUAAUCUAUUGGAUCCAAUACUAAUAUUGGAUCUUUACUCAUCAUCAACACUGCCUGCCUACCAUCCAAUAUAGUUAUACGGGCUUGUUUCACCAACCACAGCCACGGCUUGAGCUGCACCCAUCCAACACUCAUCGCUCAUUGCUUUGUUCCCGCUGACUUGUUGUCCAAAUUUCACUCUUCUUCCUUUUCUUCUUCCUCCCACCAUUGGAAACUAGGUGCUAAAAGACAAAGCAUGGGUCUGUUUGGCUGACUUCGCCGAGCUGAACUGGGCUUGUCUGCUGCUGGCGUCAACUCCCGUUCGGAUCAUGCUGACUUUGGAUCAUGUCCAUCAUGCUUGACUAACAAAAGACGUUUAAAACUCUGAUUCAAUAUCUUUCCUUCCUCCGAACAAUUGUUCAAAAGUUGCAGAAUCAUUAUCUCCCUUACCUAUCUCGACAAGUGUCUCGUGACUUGCACGAGAUCGCCUCCCUGAAUCCUUACCUAGUAACUUCCCUAGAAAUGGCUCCCUGGCCGAAUCGUCGUGGGUCGCAACCCAACAACAACUCUGACGGUGACCUCAUCAGUCGAAUUCACAAUACGGCCUUACACACGCCUACCACAUUGCCUGCGCUUUACUCGACGAAUCUGCCAAACACAUCGAACGGGAAUCGCCUCGAGUUAUCCUUCUCCAAUGCAAAUGCCGAUUCCAGCUCCGACGAGUCUGAUUUGCAUCCCUCGCGGCCUCAAUCUUCCAAACCUCGUCGGCCAAAGCACACGCGCUCUAUGAGCCAGCCUUUUCCUUCUCUUUUCAGCAGCAAGAAAAGGAGGCAGAACUCAGUCGGCGCACCACCGCCUGACCUGGGGUUUGCAGAGGAUGACUCGGCAAUGCCUCGACAAGCACCAAAGACCCACGCUCGAAUCCCUUCUCAUACUCGAAGCGGCCCUGUAGGAAGUAAGGAUUUUACGACUGGCAACUGCAUGACAUGUGGCUCGUUAGUACGGUGGCCGCGGGAGCUCAAGGUGUUCAAAUGCACGAUCUGUACCACAGUCAACGAUUUGGAGCCUCGGAGUGCAGAUCAUGAUGGUUCCAAGUCACGUAGAGAUACAAGCCAGGAUCCUUCCCGGUCUGUCCCAACUCGAGGUCCGCAUAUCUCGGUCGAACAGACAAACCGACUGGUUCAGCAAUCGAUACAAUCCUUCCUUUCUAAGAAGUUACAUCCAAUUCCUGAACCUCCUACCGAGGCGCCGCCACAACCGCCGUCGCAGAGCAAAUUGUCAUUCAGCAGCCGAAUGCAGGCUGCUGGCCAAAGCCUUGCGCCGGUCGAUUCUAGACAGGAAAAAGCGCCUUCAUCCAAAUCGCCUGCUAUACAGGUUUCCCAUUAUGUGUUCGAUGAGGAACCGACGCUACGGUCGAGUCCCGCCCGACCGAACCCUACGCCAAUGCGAUCCUUCUCUUCCUCUUACACCGAAAGACCUCCAGUACGUAACAUAUUGCAAGAGCGCGGACCAAAAGAGCAACGUAAAUCGCCGGAUCAAUCUGAGGGCGACCCGAAAAGGAUAUUCAAGGCUCUGGAAGACUACAUCGUCGCCUGCUUUGGCUCAUUCGAAUGUAUUAACUCAUCAUUCCUGACACAUAACCACCGCCUGCCCAUUAGAUGUAGAAGCGAAUCGACUCGUCGCAAGCCAAUGCUACCUAGUGAACCUCGUGAACAGAGAGGGCAUCGUCGCGAGCCUUCAGGAACUUAUGCUACACGUGAGCCACGAGAGGAGCGGUUUACACCGCAAUUCGAUGAUGGAUCAUGCGACCUCGAUCCAAAGUUACUACUUUUAGGUGACUUUGCUGAGAACGGGACAUGGUGGAUGGGCGACCAAGAAGACGCUCGGCCUCGACGGCCGUCAACAAACCGUGUAGAGCGAAGUUUCUCAAGCGCGCCAGUCAACACGAAGACACCACAGAUGAGCUGGGGCGAUCUCAUCAAAUGGUACAACUCUAUUGUGAAUCCUGCCGAGGGAUGGUUUGCGAUUUACGAGGAGAUGUGUCAAGGAAAAAGCUUCUUAACCCCUUCUCAGCGAGAAUUACAAUCAAUGGAGCGGGAACUACUGCAGGGCCAAGAACAUGCUCGACGAGUUCUCCUUAAAGCAACUGAAAUGCUUUUAAAAAGACCUGGAAGGCCAUUGAAGGAUCCAGCAGACUUGAGGUUUCUCCUAAUCAUCCUAGAAAACCCAUUACUACACGAACAUGAAACGUUGUUUCGGGGAAUUCUACAAUUCGACAAAAAUUUGCCCUCUGCUCCGAGGCUGAUACAGCAGAGAAAAGCUAGCACCCCUGAAUCUGGACCUUUGUCUGGACAACACUCGGGCAUCAUCAAGCGCAUAGUGGGCUUAGUAUCAAACUCGUCGGCUGAAUGCCAUAAUCAGUUGAUCACCUGGUUUUCAAGACAUCACCCAUCUCGUUUCAUUCGUACCAAAGAGUUGGCGUCUGGUUUCCUAACAUAUCGGAUGAUUCGACAGAGUGGAAAGAAGCAAGAGGUGAAAGUUGAUAUCACAGCUGGCCUGAUACCGCAAAUGCAAGAAGGGCGCUCAGGAGCUUAUCUUUACGAUGAGAUAAACCGUGCAAACUCGUCGAAGAAGGCCAAGGAGCCUGAAAAGAAAAUCAUGUAUGCCGAAGAUUGGCAGAUCAGAGCUUCUUCGCGAGUCUUGGCGCUCCUCUUCGCUGCCAAUAGCUUGCCACACAGCCGGAGAACUGAAGAAUUCUCUCCGGGCUCUGCAGAGGGUCGUUCUAACGUUCAUUCUCACGGACAAAUUCUACCAACGAGCGACUUCUACAAUUCAAUGAUCGACUACACUGACUUGGUUGCGGACUUUGAGAAUUGGGAAGCUCGUAGAAGCAAGUUCACGUUCUGCCAGUACCCAUUCCUUUUGAGCAUAUGGGCCAAGAACCAUAUUCUUGAGCACGAUGCUCGUCGCCAGAUGCAGAGCAAAGCCCGUGACGCCUUUUUUGAUAGUAUCAUGAGUCGCAAGGCUAUCAACCAGUUCCUAGAAUUAAAUGUUCGCCGAGAUUGUCUGGUGGAUGAUAGUCUAAAAGCUGUCAGCGAGGUGAUUGGAAGUGGGAGUGAGGAUAUCAAAAAGGGUCUUCGUAUCACCUUUAGUGGUGAGGAGGGAGUAGAUGCUGGUGGUCUACGGAAAGAGUGGUUUUUACUCCUGGCCAGAGAAGUUUUCAAUCCCGACCAUGGUAAGCUGAGUCGCCCAACAGAAACAGGGGCCCUGCUGACUCUGGAUAGGCCUUUUCCUUUAUGACGAGGAUUCUCAGUUUUGUUAUUUCAACCCGAACGCUUUUGAAACCUCCGAUCAGUUCUUCUUGGUCGGAGUCGUGAUGGGUCUUGCUAUAUACAACUCGACUAUUCUGGAUGUGGCCCUCCCUCCUUUUGCAUUUCGGAAACUUAUUGCAUCUGCCCCAACACACGGCACAGGGGCAUCAGCUCAUCCGAAGCCUCCUAUGCGUUACACCCUUGAAGACUUGGCAGAGUACCGACCUCGACUAGCUCGAGGAUUACGACAGUUGCUAGAAUAUGAAGGCAAUGUGGAAGAAACCUUCUGUCUCGAUUUCGUUAUUGACAUGGAUAAGUACGGUACUCAGGUGCAGGUUCCCCUUUGCCCUGGAGGCGAACGCAUCCCUGUCACUAACAGCAACCGUCGAGAAUACGUGGACCUUUACGUGCGGCACAUAAUCGAUGUGUCUGUAACGAGGCAGUUUGAGCCUUUCAAACGAGGUUUCUACACUGUAUGUGGAGGUAAUGCUCUGUCUCUCUUUAGGCCAGAAGAGAUUGAACUCCUGGUCCGAGGCUCUGAUGAAGAGCUCGACAUCAACUCGCUAAGGGGAGUCGCUGAAUAUGACAACUGGGGAACCAAGAAGCCAGAUGGUUCUGAACCCGUUAUUGACUGGUUCUGGGAGACGUUUCAGGCGGCGUCAUCUCAAGAUCAACGGAAACUACUCCUGUUCAUCACUGGUAGCGAUCGAAUUCCUGCUAUGGGCGCGGCUGUACUGCCGAUUAAGAUAUCCUGCCUCGGUGAAGAUGAAGGCAGGUUCCCCAUUGCUCGAACGUGCUUUAACAUGCUAUCCCUGUCACGAUACAAUUCAAAGGAAAGAUUAGAGAAGUUGCUGUGGACUGCUGUUCAUGAAAGCGAGGGCUUUGGGAUAAAAUAAAUGGUACAGUUGAUGAAAUUACGAAUAAGCAUUCAUUUCAUUUACGGAGUUUUGAUAGGUAGUUGAAGGGGUUUCGGGAGUUUAAAUAUGUAUACAGAACCUGUCAAGGUGCAAUUAGAAACUGAAUUUGUUUGUCUAUAGAAAAUUCUACGGGAGAAUUGUAGUUUUUCAACAUUGAAACGUACGAUGUACGUGUACGGCAGCCCAGC
Fusarium verticillioides 7600 is the source of this 4835-nucleotide messenger RNA. Its product is annotated as other hect domain ubiquitin protein ligase E3. The transcript is spliced from 2 exons. Gene Ontology annotation, molecular function: ubiquitin protein ligase activity. NCBI's taxonomy places the organism in Eukaryota, Fungi, Ascomycota, Sordariomycetes, Hypocreales, Nectriaceae. The coding region runs from base 942 to 3719 and encodes 925 amino acids. The record is from RefSeq and is a predicted model, not a curated record. Gene Ontology annotation, biological process: positive regulation of protein catabolic process; protein polyubiquitination; proteasome-mediated ubiquitin-dependent protein catabolic process.